GAAGGUGAGGAGACGACGCUGUGUUGUUGUUGUUUACUCUGACACUCUGGGAAGCUGCCGUGUUAUUUAAAUAAGUUUUAUAGACACAGGACAAAUACUUCAUGGAGAAUAAAGAGCUGGCGAGUCUUAAAAGAUCAGCCGAUACAACAGAGGAAGAUGAUCUUAGAAAGGGAAAGAAGAAGAGAGGAAAGGUGGAAGUGGAGGAGGAAGAAGCUGUAACAGAAGUGAAAGAGGAAGUAAAGACGGAGAAACCCGACAAAGAUGAAGAAGUGGCAGAGGCAGAACAAGAUGACCCAACAGUGGGGUUGGACGGUGCAGCAUUCCAGAGUCGCAUGCCAGCAGACAAACUGACCACACUGGAGGGGUCUCUGUUCUCUGACAUAGUGAAGAGUCCGCCUCCCACACACAGGCUGUUUCUCCACAUAAGGAACAGAAUUCUCCAGAUGUGGCUGGAGUCCCCCCUUCAGGAACAAACGUACGAGGGAGUGAUGGCAGACCUUGAGCCUCCAUUUAAUUCCGAGGGCGUCUUGUGUGCCCGUAUCCAUGCUUACCUAGAGCGCCAUGGAUAUAUCAAUUACGGCAUAUUUAAAAGGGUCAAGCCCCUCCCCCAGAAGAAGUACGGGAGCAUCAUCGUCAUAGGUGCUGGGAUUGCUGGUCUGGCUGCUGCUCAACAACUCACUUCCUUUGGUUUUGAAGUUACUGUCUUGGAGUCCAGGGAUCGUGUAGGAGGCAGGAUCGCAACUUUCCGCAAGGGUCCGUACAUAGCCGACCUAGGAGCAAUGGUGGUGACGGGUUUAGGAGGAAACCCCGUCAACGUCUUAUCCAAACAAAUAAACAUGGAAUUAGUUCGAAUAAAACAAAAAUGUCCACUGUAUGAGUCCAAUGGAAACACAACUAAGGUGUUGAAAGACAAGGAUGAAAUGGUUGAGAGAGAGUUUAACCGUCUACUUGAGGCAACCAGCUUCCUGUCUCACCAGCUCGACUUUAAUUAUGUUGACAAUCGACCCAUCAGUCUUGGAGAGGGCCUGGAGUGGGUCAUUAAUCUUCAGGAAAAGAAUGUCAAGGAAAAGCAAGUCACACAUUGGAAGACCGUUGUGAAGCUACAGGAGAAGCUGAAGACUGUCUUAAAUAAGUUACUCACACUCCAUGACAAAGUUGCCUUGCUACACAAGGAACACGGACAGUUGAGUGAAAAAAGAAAUUCACGGAAUAUUACCAAUGAAUUUGUCUACCGUGUCAAACUCCGUGAACUGCAAAAUGCCUGUAAGGAAUGGGAUCAGUUAGUGGAGCAACAGCGGGAGAUAGAGGACAAGCUUCAGGAACUAGAGGCGUCUUCCCCAAGUGACGUGUACCUCUCCUCCCGGGACAGACAGAUCCUCGACUGGCAUUUUGCUAAUCUGGAGUUUGCUAAUGCCACUCCCCUCAGUAACCUCUCUCUCAAACACUGGGACCAAGAUGAUGAUUUUGAAUUUUCAGGCAGUCACUUAACAGUUCGAAAUGGAUACUCCUGUGUACCUGUGGGUUUAAGUGAGGGACUCGAUAUCCGUCUUAAUACUGCUGUCCGGAAAAUUAUGUAUUCCAACUCUGGGGCAGAAGUGACAGUCUCCAAUGCUCGUAACCAUUCUAACCCCGCCACUCUGAAGGCUGAUGCAGUUUUAUGUACGUUACCUCUUGGUGUGCUGAAGCAGUCAGUGUGUGCCAACCAGAAUGCCCCACAUACUGUCACCUUCAACCCACCUCUACCUCAGUGGAAAGUUGAUGCUAUUAACAGACUUGGCUUUGGUAAUCUUAAUAAGGUUGUUUUGUGUUUUGACCGUGUGUUCUGGGACCCAAAUGCUAACUUGUUUGGCCAUGUUGGCUCAACCACAGCCAGCAGAGGUGAACUGUUUCUGUUUUGGAAUUUAUAUCGAGCACCAGUGCUUCUGGCUCUAGUUGCUGGUGAAGCUGCGGCAAUUAUGGAGAACGUGAGCGAUGACGUUAUUGUAGGUCGCUGCAUCGCCGUCCUUAAGGGAAUAUUUGGAAAUUCUGCAGUACCCCAGCCAAAGGAAACUGUUGUGACAAGAUGGAGAGCAGAUCCCUGGUCAAGAGGAUCCUAUUCCUUUGUGUCUACUGGAGCAUCGGGGAACGACUAUGACAUCCUCGCCACUCCCAUCUCUCCUCCACAACCUAAUCAAACUUCCCAGAAUUCUCAGAACUCUAGUGAUCCUCCCAGUCCACCUCCUAGGUUAUUCUUUGGAGGAGAACAUACAAUAAGGAACUAUCCAGCCACUGUCCAUGGAGCCUUCCUCAGUGGGUUGCGUGAAGCUGGUAGAAUUGCUGACCAGUUUUUGGGUUGCCCGUACGCUGCCCCUCCACCUCCCCCAACAAAUGGAACGGCCAACAUUGAAACGUAAAAAGAAAAAGACGAUGAAAAUUGUCUCGAUAAUCUCUUACAUGGAGGAAUAUAUCUGGAGUUUAAGAUAUUGAAGAAUCUGAAGUUCUUAAAUGAUGGAUAUUAGUUAGAUUAGUCUGUGUGUUUAUUGUGUUUUAAACUAAGAUAAUGGUAGUAAGUUGAGGAUAUAAGGUAGAAAAAGUAACAUAUUAUGAAAAGGUAAUAUUUUCCCCUUGACUCAUUCAGAUAUUACAGCUGAAUUUUUUUUGGUACUUUUUUGUAAUUCAUCUCUGAUUUAGUGAAGUUGUUGAAGAGUAGAGAGAAGUUACAAUUAGGUUAAAUAUAGACUAAAAGACAUUAGCUUAAAGAUAGAGAAAUUAUCAAUGGCUGUCUCACCUUGUUUACAUGUCUCGAUGACUUUUAUGCCGUGUUUUCCGACUCUGUAUUAUUUGAUUGGAUGUAUUGUUCAACCUCCAUGGGUCAUUAUACUACCCAUUAAUUCAUAUACUGUAUAUAUUUUUUUUACUCAUACAGUACAUGUUCUUCACACACCUAACUUGAUAUGUUUCUUUUCUAUAUAUAUACUUUCUCUUCUAUUUACCCUUCAUCAGCUUUCAGUACUUGGCUUUAUUAAACAUUUACACAGCAGCCAUCAUCAUUGGAGUUUCAUAUUCCUAGUGUGUCAUUUUUUUAUAUAUUGAGGGGGACUGCAAGUGGAUUUUUGUUUUUUUUUAAUUUUUUAGCCAUUUUAUUCAUAGACGUUUAAAAGAUCAAGAGGUGUUAAACUAUGUUCUACGUGUUUUAUCUUGUCGUGUGGGAGUUAGCAGCAGGGGACGGCAGCCAUCAUCAGUAGAAUUUUCAUGUUUCCUUUGUUGCAUUUUUACACAUGGGGAAAGGGAUGGGUUAAUAUGCUGUACUGUAUAAAAUAUGUGAUGAAGAAUGUAAAAUUAAUUCACCUGUUAAUAAUACUGUAAUACAGUACUGUUUAAUGUAGAGUAAAAGAAAUUGGGGACUAUAUAAGUCGUACACCCUAAAACUUGUGGUGCUAUAGAGGUGUUUGAACAAAUUGUUUAAGCUCAUUAGAGGAAACCACAGUUACCACAAUUCUAUAAAUACAUUAUAUAAAAAAUUUCUAGUUAGAGUACAGUACUGGACUUGCAUUGUUUACUUAGUUCUGUACUGUACUACACAGUAAUUUUGAUAAUCUCUGGAUUUCUGUGUAAAAACAUGUAAAGUAAUUAUUUUAAUUGCUUUGAAAGACAAUUGUAAGAGUAAAAUUACAAUAGUAAAUACUGUAUUUGAUGCAUACUGUAAUUUUUAUUACUAUUGUUUCUAACAUUUUAUACUUGGUUUCAGUCCUGUGUAAAAUGGAACUUUGGGUAAGUUUAUGUAUUUUUGUCAAUAUCAAAUUGGGGACAUACAUAUAAAUCAGCUUAUUAUGUCCUGUACAGUUGGUAGUUAUUCAGUCUUGAUGGUCUGUGUCCUGACAUCAUUUUAUACUUCUUGCUAUGGUUAUGGUUGUUGUCCUCAAGGCUGUGUCUGUACAUUAAUCCUUUUGCUGUGAUUCCAAAUUUAACAUUUUAUUCAGCUUAGGGUAACCUCCUGCAGCCCAAGGGUAAAGCAAAUAAUUUUUUUUUAAGAUGGGUCUUUUCACUUGAGGUUGUAUCUCUUCAGUACUGGACAGUAAUAAUAAUGGACCGAACUAAAGUUAAAAACUUAUGACUGAUGUGUCUGGGGGUUUAUGAGCAAAUGAUGGUGAUCUGUGAGAGAAAAUGGCCACUGUUGGUCACUCAAAAAUCCUGUUUACUAUUUGAAUGAAAGUCUGAAUAUAUGUUAUCAGACAAAAUGAUUAUGAUUUUGAUGGUCUUUUCCAUGACACAUAUCAACAGCAAGAAUAUGGCCCAAUGUAAAGGUUUAUUGUGCUGUGGAUACACAUACAGUACUGUAUACAAUUCUCUUCAGAAACUUAGCACACUUUUUUUAGGUCCAGGUAUAAAGCUUUGUAAGGAAGAUACUGUAAUAACAACUUAAGGGGUUGACCUGGUGAGAGACUCAGAGGUCAGAUAAAGGUUUUCACUUAAAUUUCCCUCAUAUUUUAAUGCAAA
Molecule: messenger RNA, 4476 nt
Organism: Homarus americanus (American lobster)
Lineage: Eukaryota; Metazoa; Arthropoda; Malacostraca; Decapoda; Nephropidae
Gene: Su(var)3-3
Product: lysine-specific histone demethylase 1A-like
Exons: 16
Coding region: 102-2393 (763 amino acids)
Biological process (GO): regulation of DNA-templated transcription
Cellular component (GO): nucleus
Molecular function (GO): oxidoreductase activity; flavin adenine dinucleotide binding; protein binding
Source: RefSeq, a predicted model, not a curated record